Molecule: messenger RNA, 1980 nt
Organism: Puccinia graminis f. sp. tritici CRL 75-36-700-3
Lineage: Eukaryota; Fungi; Basidiomycota; Pucciniomycetes; Pucciniales; Pucciniaceae
Exons: 5
Coding region: 1-1980 (659 amino acids)
Source: RefSeq, a predicted model, not a curated record
AUGUACAUUUAUCAUGCUCUGAAUAUCCUGACACUUUCCCCCAAGGAAAAGUGUAACAAUAAGGGGACUGCACCGGUCCCAGCAGCAGAAUUGACCCCUGCUCUCUCAGGCACUGUGAAGCUCAUUCGCUCAGGCACUGUGACGCUCAUUCCACAGUUGUCCCUUAUUUUUAUAAGGAGCCAGUCCCUCCACAAUCAGCAACCCUUACCCACUCCACCCUUGAUUAUUCAGAGUCAACGGUUUGAAGUAGCCAGACUAUCUUCCUCGAUACGCUUCCCUGUACUGUCCGCUACAUCGCAACCUCAAACUACUCCGGCAGUGAAAACGUACUCCGAAGCCGUAUCGGCGUCCGAAGGAACUCGCUCCGAGCCUAGCAAACCUGUUAAAGCGGCCCCUAGAAAACCGAAAAAACAGUACACUAGUCCUGAGGUUGUACCUACCAAGUGGGACCAUGAAUCGGACUCUUCAGCGAAAAAGGACAAACCUCAUUCUCCAUCCGCUCCGGUAACCGAAUCAGCUAAAACGGUAGCUAAGAAAACCGCGAACCCCGCGAAAGCUGAGAAGAGCAAAGCGAAAAAGAGCCCUCAGCCUGACAACUCUCCAAGCGAAGAAACCAAUAAGAAGAAGACCAAUAAGUCAAACGAUCCGUUGCCCAACGUCGAUCCCUUCAAAAGCAAAGAAAAAGUCUCUAAGCUCAUUGAUAAGGACUCAAUCAGCCACCUUACCUUUAAGAAGGUCAAUCAACAUCCUCAAAACGACAUAGGCACUGCUUCUGUUAGCAAACCGAUCACAACGACCACUAGCGAUCAAUCUAGUCAGAUCGUCAAGCCCCCUCCCUCUGUUAACUCAGUAUCCAAAGCGGCCAAGACCCUGCUGAACGGUCCCAAGACCUUUAAAGAACCGGUCAAUCGAUCGACACAGAAGAAUCUAGAUAACUAUUUUGUUCCGCAAGGCCGUACAGUCCGAUCGGUAUCUUCUCGAUCCUCUGAUCACCCGUGUGAUUCCACUACUUCUGACUCAGUCACACCGAGCAACGGUAGUGAUCUUGACAUCAUAACAGGAGCCACCACCCAGCUUUGGUCGAGGCCAAAGACCUUACCGGCGCCCCUAGAGGAAGAUAUUCUUCUAAAGUAUCCUCCGGCUCAUCAUCCACUGCUUCAAGCGGUGAAACUCAACCGAGAGUACUACCGCAAAGCAGAGAGGACAAAGGACGAGUCGAUGAAAGUUGUAGCCCUCAGAGCAGCUGCAGGACUCCAGAAAGACCUAUCGGUCUCGAUCAAUCUGGAAGAAUUCAAGAAUCUUUUUCAAUGGGAUCCGAUGUCGGAAUUCGACGGAUACCUGAACACACAGAAGGGUCGUCGAUUCCUGAGGGAAAGAGGGACGGAGGUGACGCCGACUCCCCCUCCCGAAGUCCUGAUGCAACCACCGGAGGCAGAGCGAUCUCAUGCCCAACCUCAAGAUCAACCGACGGAACACCAGCCUCAGACUCAGAUGUAUUAUCAUCCGAACGGCUACUACUAUCCGUACCAGCCGAUGAAUCAGCCUCCUCAGAAUCAGUGUUGGCCCCAACAGGGGUACAACCAAGAUUACUCGACUUACCAACAAGGCUACUACCCUCCUCAACAAUGGGUAAACAACCAGACGGCCCAAGCGGAACCACCGAUCCCUCCUCCACAGACAAGAAAAAAGGAAAGCGAUCAGGCUCCGAAAAGCAAUCGCAGUCGUCCAAACAACAGGAAGGCGAAGGGACCAAACUGGAUUCCUCCUCCGACUCUAAAGCGAGCCCCCCGAGACUCUUGGGAGGCAAAUGCGAGGGAGAGACGUCGAAGGUCCCACCAACUCUCAAUCCACCAAGAGAUGAUAAGGCUCAACCGCACGACUCAGGCUCAAUUUCAAGCGCUCAAGGCCAUGAGAAAUCAGAACGCAGGGGGCGAGAAUCGUCGUCAAUCCCGAGAGGGCGCACAGACUCCAAAAAAUUGA